AAUCAAACAUUUGGCGGAGAUGGAGAGUCCUUUUCCGUGUCCGAAGACCGUUACGGUCCGCCGGAAUCCUCACCGGAAGGCCAGGCCGACGCCGUCUUCCACAGUUCCCCUUCCAUUACCUCUAUCCUCGCCACCAAUUCCCCCCGACAUCCCUUCAUUUCCCACUCAAGACAUUCUUUCUGUUGAGCUGUCUGAAACUCAAAGACCUCGUGAAAUCGACUCGUUUUCUUCAUCUCAAAACCCUAAGAGAAAGCCUGAGUCGGAGAAUUUGAAAGUAUUUCUAAGAAUUCGUCCCCUUACUGUUUCCCAAAAUGCCCAAAAACAGAACAAAAGGGGAGGCGAGGUUGUAAAAAAUGCUUGGCCAAAAAAUCCUAAAGCCAAACACUUGCCAAAAAAUAAAGUGAAAAACAGCAAUGAGAUUUGCGUGACGGUCAAUGAUCCGCACUCUGUUACAAUUUCACCUCCUAGUAGUUUGCAGGAAAGUAAGCGCAUCAAGUCUGUGGUCUAUGAAGGAUUCUCUCACGUUUUCUCUAAUGAAUCAUCUCAGGCUGAAGUGUAUCAGAAGUUAGUGCAUCCAUUGGUUGAGGAUUUUUUGAGGGGAAAGAGUGGAAUGUUGGCCGCAUUAGGUCCAACUGGCUCGGGAAAGACGCAUACAGUUUUUGGGUGUAUUAGAGAGCCUGGUAUGGUACCUCUAGCCCUGCGUCGCAUAUUCUCAGAGGACAAAAGCAAUGGGAAUCAGGUUUCGCGGUGCCGGACCUUCUAUUUGUCGAUGUUUGAAAUCUGUUCCGAGAAAGGAAAAUCAGAACGGAUAUUUGAUUUACUGCAAGAAGAGGGUGAGAUUUCCAUACAACAAUCAGCAAUCAAGGGCCUCAACGAGGUCACUAUCAGACAUGCUGAACAAGCUGAAUCUUUAAUUGCACAUGGAUUGCUAAGACGUGCUACGGCAGCAACUAAUUCAAAUAGUCAAUCAAGUCGUUCACAAUGCAUUAUCAACAUUUGCUGCACCCCUAAUAGUAAUGAUGGGGAGUUUGAUGAUGAACCAAAAAGCACUUCCUUGACAAUUGUUGACCUUGCUGGAGCUGAAAGAGAAAAGAAGACAGGAAACCAGGGGCUUAGAAUGCUCGAGAGUAAUUUUAUCAAUAACACAUCCAUGGUUUUUGGGCUUUGCUUAAGGUCAUUAUUGGAGCAUCAGAAGAAUCCCAAAAAGCCAUUGCAAAAACACUUCCAGAACUCCUUGUUAACCAGAUACUUGAGAGAAUAUUUAGAAGGCAAGAAACGGAUGGCAUUGGUCCUAACCUUGAAACCUGGAGCAGAAGAUUAUCUUGAAACUUCAAAUCUUUUAAAGCAGGCAUCACCAUAUGCACAAAUUAAGUUUAUAGGCAUUGAAGAACCUGCAAAAAACAAAUCUACUAAGAGACCCACUCAAGUUUUGCAUGGGGCAGAACAUAGCAAGAGAAUGAAGUUUAGUUCUGUGGAAGCUUCUUCGAUCAGUAAAACAGCAGUCUUUGGAGAUCAACCACGGAUAGAAGAAACAAAGGAUGAGAAUGGAAGCUUAACAGAGGUUUUAGUUGAGAGUGAAGAACCUGUUAGUUGCAAAGUGACUGAAGGAAUAUACAUCAAACAGGACCGUAUUGAAUUGACAAAAAGGGAAAGAGAAUAUCAGAUUAUGGUGAAUUUUGCUAAAGCUUUAUGGGAUGUCCUGAAACAAUAUAAGCAAAACCUUGAGAUGGCUGAAAACGAAAUCUGCUGUCUAAGAGACAACUUAACUUGUGAAAAACGAAGAUCUUCUGAUCUAGAAAAAGAAGUUAGACAUUUGAGACUGAUAUCUUCUUUUCCUGAAGUACCUUCAGCUGGGGUCAGUAGCUCCUGUUUGGUUGGUUUAUGUACUGGAAUUGAUUCUUCUCAAGAACAGAAUUAUCAGCACAAUGAUCAGAAAGAUGAGAAGUCACGCACACAUAUUAGUAUUGCUGAAAGUUCACAGGAUUUAAAAGAUCUGGAAGCAGUAGAUAUGCAUUCGGAGGAUGAAGCAACUUCUGUUUGCAUUGCUUCGCAGGAUUGUGUUAAAGAGAGAUGUGAAGAAGCUGCUGAAACUGCUGGUCUGGGUCAACAUUUUCAACAUUUGAAGUAUGAUGAGGAAGAUCAUUCUAGUGUCAACAAUAUUAGGACUCUUAUGGAUGUGAAUAAUGUCCAGAGAGAUGAUAAAACGACAGAGACUGAAGGAACAGAUGAUUCAGAAUAUGGUAGUAGUAGUAGCUGUUUGCAGUUGUGUGUGAAAAACAAAGAAACUUGUGUUUGCUCAGUGGAGGAACCUGCAAUUUCUGCUUCACCUGUAAUAACAAGUUGUGACAACUCUUCUGCAGUUGAGAUGGACCCAUUGCCACACGAGGAGAAAGAGCUGCAUCCAUCAGCAACUGUAAUGCCUAGGGAAAAUGCAUCUUUGGUGGAAGACACUCGGGACUGCACUGCUCUGGACACUUGUUCACUUGAUAUUUCCAGUUCCAGAAAAACAGAGAAGCCGAAAAGGAGACUUCUACCAGCCUCGUCCACUUUAUUGAAGGAUAUUGGUAGUGUUGCAGUAGAGGACGACAUUGACAAGCCAAAGGGAGCUAGGGGAGAGAAAAAAGUGCCUCUGGACACGAGGAAUAAAUCAAAGGGCAGCACAUCUCUUCUUCGUUUGCUCAGGAACGAUCUGCGUCUCUAACUGCACGUGGCUUUUGUGAAAUUCUUUUUGCUGUGCAGCGGGAUAAGUAUGUCGCUUCAACGGACUUACAAGCUGAAGAGAUUCCGUUUUCCACUUAAUAUAUCACUAUAGUUCAGAAAUCAAGUCAUCAUCUAGCAGCUUUAAGAUUGUUUUUCAUUUUUCUACCCAUUACUACUCAAUUUCUAAGCUGCUGCUUAAAAAAAAAAAAAGUCUAGGCCUCUGAA
This is a messenger RNA of Coffea eugenioides, 2925 nucleotides long. Its product is annotated as kinesin-like protein KIN-6. Gene Ontology annotation, cellular component: microtubule; kinesin complex. The record is from RefSeq and is a predicted model, not a curated record. Gene Ontology annotation, biological process: microtubule-based movement. NCBI's taxonomy places the organism in Eukaryota, Viridiplantae, Streptophyta, Magnoliopsida, Gentianales, Rubiaceae. Gene Ontology annotation, molecular function: ATP hydrolysis activity; microtubule binding; ATP binding. The transcript has 19 exons. The coding region runs from base 20 to 2701 and encodes 893 amino acids.